AUGGGUCGGUCGAGGGGAGCCGGGGAGGAGGACCACGCGCCUAGUGGGGGUUCCAGACCCAACCGCUGCCGCUAUGCCACCACAAGUUGGCAAGACGCCGACACGAUGAGCUUCCCUCUUGUCCGUGAGGACUGGACUGCUGACGAGGAGAUGCUGCUGCUCGAGUUCCUGCGGGCAGCGGACGGCCAGGACGCACCAGAGACCCCACUGGGUCGUGCGGCAGGAGAGCAGCGAGGGGAGCGACAGGUGCAGCUAGGGGCGCUGUGUGAGAAGACGACUCCGCGAUCGAGCGGUGGAUCGCCUUCUCCACGCCGUCCAAUUUCUGGAGAACGCGCUCCAUUGCGGACGUUGCUUGACGCGCUGUUCCGCCUCGACCAUUGCCCCCCCGCCGCCCACGUCGCCCACGGCCACUUGCAUUCGAGCGCGCGGGCGAUUGCGGGCGAGACGGCAUGCGCUGGCGCGGGCGGUCUCGAGAUCGGCCCCCGUGACGAGGAGAGUAGAGCCGCUGGCGCUUUGACGGCCGCGGCGAACGUGCAGACGGGGACCGAUGGCGAGAGGCGUGAGGAGCAGGCGAUCGGUGACGCAUCGAAUCGCGAUCGGGUGAAUGGUGACAACGUGACCGACGGUCUCGAGAUCGGCUCCUCGAUGCCCCGCGACGAGGCGAACGUGGCGAGCGUGGCAAUGGCAGUAACCGUGGAGAUCGAGGCUUGGUGUGACGUUCCACACAACGGCUCUCCCGCCCGCCGCCACGCACCACCGUUGAAUGGCGACGAGGCGAAUGCUCCCGGUGCACCGCAGCCACCGCACCGGAGCGCACGACGAACUCCGUGCGCGCAGGCGCCUGUCCGCGCCGCUGAUCCUCAAAGCGGCGCCGGAUCUGAUCAGUAG
This is a messenger RNA of Closterium sp. NIES-65, 888 nucleotides long. Lineage: Eukaryota; Viridiplantae; Streptophyta; Zygnematophyceae; Desmidiales; Closteriaceae. The record is from the annotation of a GenBank genome assembly.